This is a messenger RNA of Penicilliopsis zonata CBS 506.65, 3161 nucleotides long. RefSeq lists its product as hypothetical. Bases 203 to 3040 code for a protein of 945 amino acids. The record is from RefSeq and is a predicted model, not a curated record. NCBI's taxonomy places the organism in Eukaryota, Fungi, Ascomycota, Eurotiomycetes, Eurotiales, Aspergillaceae. Gene Ontology annotation, cellular component: nucleus. Gene Ontology annotation, biological process: nitrate assimilation; positive regulation of transcription by RNA polymerase II; negative regulation of transcription by RNA polymerase II. Gene Ontology annotation, molecular function: zinc ion binding; DNA-binding transcription factor activity, RNA polymerase II-specific; RNA polymerase II cis-regulatory region sequence-specific DNA binding. The transcript is spliced from 2 exons.
CCCCCCCCCCCCCUCCUUCUCGGUAGACGACCGCUGCGACGUUCGUGCUCGUGCAGCGCCCACCAGCUUAACCACAUCCUCGAUCCUGUCUCCUUCUCUACGGUCGCUAUUUGCACACUCUCAGCACAUACCCAUGUCGGGGAUACAUACCGGGGGGCGUACCGGGGCUCAAUCGUCGUUUGUCUUCCCCGGUUUCGACACCAUGGCCGAGACCAUGGAGCUGCCAUCAUCCUCUCAUCAUCACCACCACCACCAUCACCAUCAUAAUAAUCCGAUGAUGAUGAUGAAUCCCUCCGCCUCACGCUUUCACCACUCCUCCCAGUUGUCCGACGACUUCUCGCUCGACUCGCCUGGCAGCCCGCCCGAUUUCUCCUCACACGACCAGAGCAAUGAUACCUCGGAUGGGCUGUUGCCUGACCCGCUGUUUCCAGAGUGGAAUAAGGAUGCCUCGCCCGCCGCGGAUACCAACAAUCCCGACGAGAUGCAGAAGAAGGAUCCCUUGGCCACGCAGAUCUGGAAGCUCUAUUCGCGCACUAAAUCCCAGCUCCCUAAUCAAGAGCGCAUGGAGAACUUGACCUGGCGCAUGAUGGCCAUGAGUCUAAGACGUAAGGAGCGCGAACGCGCCCUGCAAACCCACAGCCAGACAGUCAGAAAAGACAGCUCAGCGCCCAGUGGCAUCGCCCAGCUGCACAGACCUGACCAGGCCACACACUCCCCCUUCUCCAACACCACCACCACCAUCUCAACUGCCCCCGCCACUGCCCCCACCGUUGCCGCCACCGCCGCUGCUCCUUCUGAUGCGAUGAACCUCGACGACUUCAUCCAUCCGAUCGAGUCGCCUGCGGACAUGACCAUGUCCCCGCCCUCCGAGCGGAUUCCGGCUUCCGCCUCCGCCGUCACCUCCGCCAUCCCCAUCAAAGGUCGUAAGGACCAGGUGGUCGAGUCGUCACAUGUGCCCGCUUCCUUCCCCAACCCUCCGCAGGACCAACGCAAGAACAACGAGUUCGGUUACGUCCAACGCCGGGUCCGCAAGACGAGCAUCGAUGAUCGUACCUUCUACGGCAACCUGGUCCCAACUCGCAAGCGCCCGGCCGAGUCUUCGCCCCAGGUGCCGCCCGUCUCCAACAACACGAUGCUCGCCAGCGACCUGGAUCUGGCAUCAGGCGUGCCCGACUAUACCCUGGACCAGUCGUCUACCUUUGCCCUCCAUAACAACCACCCCCCAUCCUCCUCCUCCGCCGCCGCCGCCGCCGCCGCCCAUGCGCCCCUGGGUUUGGACACCUUCGGGCUGAACGACGACCCCAUCCUCACUUCCGCCGGCCCUUACCAGCAGAACUUCACCUUCUCGCCCACCGAAUCCCCACUGACCACUGGCAACCCCUUUGCCAACCUGUACGCCCAGACACCCCUCGGCACCUCGUUGAAUUCCACCGACUUCUUCUCGCCCCCGCCCUCGGGCUACCAGUCCACCGCCUCCACCCCACAGCCCGUGUAUGAGAAUGAGCAUUCCAUCUACUUUGACCAGCCUUCUUCGGUCGAUACACGGGCCCAACGCCGCAUUCCCAACUACGUCACUCACCGCACCUCCAACCUUUCCGCCUCCCUGCAGCCCCGGUAUAUGUUUAACACCGCCGGCACUGAGCAGCAGCAACAUCCUUUCGGCAGUGGCGGCGGCGGCGGCGGCGGCGGCAUGAGUGGUCCCUCCUCGACCAUCCACUCACCCAACUUCUCCAUGCCGCAGCCCCAGCAUGUCGACCCUUCCCAGGUGCUCGGUCACUCCGACUUCAUCUCCACCUCCUCCACCGCGGCCGCGGGGAUCUCCCAGGCUGGCCUCGCCCUGGGUGGCGGGGACCAGAGUAUGUUCACCUUUGGUGCCGAUUCGGAUAACGAGGACGACGAGGUCCAGCCGUUCCCUGACCGAGGUCUUGCCUUCUCCCAUGACUACCAGUCGAUCGACGACGGGGCCAGCGACCCCAACUCCGGUCUGCCAUGGGACACGGCCUUCUCCAGCCCCUUUGGCAGCUCUGUCCCCAACUAUCCGACUCAGCACCGGAAGCAUGUCACCAUCGGUUCCACCGACAUGAUGGACACCUCGCGUGACUGGAACCACCACCACACCGGCAGUCUGGGUCGUACUCACGGCUCCGCGGCCUCGGUCAGCGAGGUGCGCAACCGCGAGCAGGAUCCUCGCCGUCAGAAGAUUGCCCGCACCACGUCGACCCCCAACACCAACGCCCUGCUGCGCCAGACCAUGAACAACUCCAAUCAGUCCCACACCUCACCCAACACGCCCCCGGAGUCCGGCCUGAGCAGCGCCGUGCCGUCCCGACCGGGAAGCCCCGGCGGCUCCAAGAACGGCGAGGCCAACAACGGCCCGACAACGUGCACCAACUGCUUCACCCAGACCACCCCGCUGUGGCGUCGCAACCCGGAGGGUCAGCCGCUGUGCAACGCCUGCGGUCUCUUCCUGAAACUGCACGGCGUGGUGCGUCCCCUGUCCCUCAAGACCGACGUCAUCAAGAAGCGCAACCGCAGCAGCGCCAACAGCCUGGCCGUCGGCAUCUCCUCGCGCUCCUCCAAGAAGUCGGCCGUCCGCAAGAACUCCACCGUGCAGCAGACCCCGGCCACCACGCCCACCUCCAGCCGCGCCCUCAGCGGGUCCACUUCCGAGUCCCCGCCCUCCAUGCCCGGCUCCGGAUCGUCUACCGCCGGGAGCACCCCGGGAGCCUUUCCGGGCCUGGCGAAGAACGGUGUCAUUCCCAUCGCCGCCGCUCCUCCCAAGUUGACCCCCACCUCCGCCGUUCAACAAGCUCGUGGCGCGGUGCAGGUUGCGCCCAAACGCCAGCGACGCUUGGAGAAAGCCGCCUCGGGCGCGGACGCCGCCGACUCUGCCGAUGACUCUGGCAGACCCUCUACCGCGCGAUCAAAGGUCGUACCUCUAGCCCCUGCCAUGCCGGCCGCCGCCAACCCUGCAAACCACAGUAUCGCGGGUGGCCAGGGAGCCAGUCAGGAAUGGGAAUGGUUGACUAUGAGUCUCUAAAUCCCUCUCAAAUCUCCUCCACCUUUUUUUUUUUUUUUCCCUCGCCCUUUCUCCCUCUUAAUGGUUUUUCUUUUCGUUCCCCCCCCGCCCCCCUUGGCCCGCUACGAUUCGUAUAGACCUG